AUGUCUAAAGCAGUCGGUAUUGACUUAGGUACUACCUAUUCGUGUGUUGCGCACUUUGCCAACGACAGAGUCGAGAUUAUCGCCAAUGACCAAGGUAACAGAACCACUCCAUCGUUCGUUGCCUUCACCGACACCGAGAGAUUGAUCGGUGAUGCCGCUAAGAACCAGGCUGCCAUGAACCCAGCCAACACUGUGUUCGACGCCAAGAGACUGAUCGGUAGAAAGUUCGACGACCCAGAGGUCCAGGGUGAUGUCAAGCACUUCCCAUUCAAGGUUGUCGACAAGAGCGGCAAGCCACACAUCCAGGUCGAAUUCAAGGGUGAGACCAAGGUGUUCACUCCAGAAGAGAUCUCCUCCAUGGUGUUGACCAAGAUGAAGGAGACCGCCGAGUCUUUCCUCGGAACCACCGUUAAGGACGCUGUUAUCACUGUUCCAGCUUACUUCAACGACUCCCAAAGACAAGCCACCAAGGAUGCUGGUUUAAUUGCUGGCUUGAACGUCAUGAGAAUCAUCAACGAGCCUACUGCUGCUGCCAUUGCUUACGGUCUGGACAAGAAGAGCCAGGGUGAACAGAACGUUUUGAUUUUCGAUCUUGGUGGAGGAACCUUCGAUGUUUCCCUUCUGUCCAUUGAGGACGGUAUCUUCGAGGUCAAGUCUACCGCUGGUGACACUCACUUGGGAGGUGAGGACUUCGACAACAGACUUGUCAACCACUUCAUCAACGAAUUCAAGAGAAAGAAUAAGAAGGACAUCUCCGGCAACCAGAGAGCUUUGAGAAGACUCAGAACCGCCUGUGAGAGAGCCAAGAGAACUCUUUCUUCUUCCGCACAGACCUCCCUGGAGAUCGACUCGCUGUACGAGGGUAUUGACUUCUACACCUCGAUCACCAGAGCCAGAUUCGAGGAGUUGUGUCAAGACCUCUUCAGAUCCACCUUGGACCCAGUUGAGAAGGUGUUGAAGGACGCCAAGCUCGACAAGUCCCAAGUCAACGAGAUUGUGCUUGUUGGUGGUUCCACCAGAAUCCCAAAGGUGCAGAAGCUCGUCUCCGACUUCUUCAACGGAAAGGAGCCAAACAGAUCCAUCAACCCAGAUGAGGCCGUUGCCUACGGUGCUGCUGUGCAGGCUGCUAUCUUGACCGGUGACACUUCCUCCAAGACCCAGGACCUGCUGCUGUUGGACGUUGCUCCAUUGUCUCUCGGUAUUGAGACCGCUGGUGGUGUUAUGACCAAGCUGAUCCCAAGAAACACCACUAUUCCAACCAAGAAGUCUGAGAUCUUCUCCACUUACUCCGACAAUCAACCAGGUGUGUUGAUUCAAGUGUACGAGGGUGAGAGAGCCAGAACCAAGGACAACAACUUGCUUGGUAAGUUCGAGCUCUCUGGUAUUCCACCAGCUCCAAGAGGUGUUCCUCAAAUUGAGGUCACCUUCGACAUUGACGCCAACGGAAUUCUGAACGUGUCCGCUGUUGAGAAGGGUACCGGAAAGUCCCAGAAGAUCACCAUCACCAACGACAAGGGUAGAUUGUCGCAAGAGGAGAUCGAGAGAAUGGUCUCUGAGGCUGAGAAGUACAAGGAGGAGGACGAGAAGGAAGCUAAGAGAAUUGCUGCUAAGAACGGUCUUGAGUCCUACGCUUACUCCUUGAAGCAAACUGCUUCUGAGAAGCAAUUCGAAGAGAAGGUGGAAGCUUCCAAGAGAGAGGCUUUGACCAAGGCUUGCGACGAAACCAUUGCUUGGUUGGACGAGAACCAGACCGCUACUGCUGAGGAGUACGACGACAAGAGAAAGGAGUUGGAGCAAGUUGGUAACGAAGUCCUGAAGGACUUGUAUGCUGAGGGUGGUGUGCCAGGUGGUGCUCCAGGUGGAUUCCCAGGUGCCGGUGGCGCUCCAUCCACCGAGGAGACUCAAGGUCCAACUGUUGAGGAGGUGGAUUAG
Ogataea angusta is the source of this 1932-nucleotide messenger RNA. RefSeq lists its product as uncharacterized. Gene Ontology annotation, molecular function: misfolded protein binding; heat shock protein binding; ATP hydrolysis activity. Bases 1 to 1932 code for a protein of 643 amino acids. The transcript has a single exon. Gene Ontology annotation, cellular component: cytosol; cytoplasm; nucleus. Gene Ontology annotation, biological process: vesicle-mediated transport; protein refolding; cellular response to unfolded protein. The record is from RefSeq and is a predicted model, not a curated record. Lineage: Eukaryota; Fungi; Ascomycota; Pichiomycetes; Pichiales; Pichiaceae.